Triticum aestivum (bread wheat) is the source of this 1356-nucleotide messenger RNA. Its product is annotated as putative F-box/LRR-repeat protein 21. Gene Ontology annotation, molecular function: protein binding. The coding region runs from base 1 to 1356 and encodes 451 amino acids. The record is from RefSeq and is a predicted model, not a curated record. Lineage: Eukaryota; Viridiplantae; Streptophyta; Magnoliopsida; Poales; Poaceae. The transcript has 4 exons.
AUGCAGUCGUCGUCGCUGCAUCCGCCGCCGGCGGCGGCCACUCCGCGGGGUCGAAAGGGGCGGCCCAGGAGAGACCGGACGUGGCACAUCACGGUGUUCAACUACAUGCCGCUGCCGUGGGAUCAGAGGGACUGGGCGGAGCUUCCCCAGGACGCGAUCUCCUGCAUCUUCCGCAAGAUGAACCAGUUCGAGCUCCUGCUCGGCGCCGCGGCGGUGUGCCGCUCCUGGCGCCGCGCCGCGUGGCACGAGCCCGAGCUGUGGCGCUGCAUCGACAUGCGCUAUCUGCUUGAAGACGUCCCGCCCUCCGGCUGGCAGGCCACCCGCAGCAGCCUUGUGCGGGCCGCCCUGCGGCUCAGCGCCGGGCAGUGCGAGACCUUCGUCGCCGAGCUCCUCGACGACGACCUCUUCAUCUUCCUCUCCGAGCAGGCACCCUUACUAAAAAAUCUCUAUCUCAUCAAGUGUUACUACGUCUCAAAGGAAGUAUUUGCAAAGGUUAUGUACAAGUUCCCUCUCCUUGAAGAACUCGAGCUUUUGAUGUGGUUAGGUGGCACGGAAAUGCUCGAGAUCGUCGCUGAAGCCUGCCCAUGCCUGAAGCACUUCAGUCUCAUAAAACAAGAUCGUUUUUACGAACUUGAGGACGAUGGUAAUGCUUUCGCGAUUGCGAAGAUGCACGGGCUACGUUCCUUGUAUCUCGACGGCAACAGACUCACCAACAAAGGGCUGACAGUGAUCCUUGAUGGCUGCCCCCACCUAGAGCACCUUAACGUUUUUGAAUGUAUCUUCGCCUCUGCCCCCCUCCCGCUCCCACGCCGCGCGCCGCUCCGGCCGCUGCGGCCACCAGCCUCCGUCCCUGCCCACCCGGGCCGAGGCGCCACCAAAUCCGCCGGCCAUGCGCCCGCCGUCCCCUGCUGGAUCCCACUGUUCGACCCGCUUCCCGAGCAGCGCCAGGUCGGCGCGGGGAGCCCCUGCGACCGCAGCAGAUCUGUUUGGAUCCAGCGGUCCGAUGCAAGCGCUGGUCUCUCCAUCGCUUCCUCCGGCACCAACGGCCCGCCCAGACUCCCCGGCGCGUAUCCUGCUGCGAGGGAGUGCCCACAGAAUCCGAGGAAUAGACGCGGGGCGGACGGCGCCACCCGCGGUCCGGUGAGGGAAAGGCUGCGUUUCCCAGCGCCGCCUCCACAGGCUGCGCGCCCCGUCGACAUGGAUCGCCAGGCCCUCCUCACCGGCCCCUCCCGCCGCCCAAGGUCGAGCCACAAGGUGGUGGUCGCCACUCCGGCCAUGGAGCACCAAGAGUUUCUGCUCCGGAAGCACGCCGUGCUCCUCACGGCCGCAACGCCUCAGCACGCCGCCAACUUGUAA